UUUGCUGCAAUCUGAUUGGUCGGUGGACAGAUGUGUUUUUACAGUGGCCACCCUCGACAGCGGCCAUUUUCAUUAUUUUGAUCGACAUUGUUGUCACUUUGGGAACCUUUCAUGGCUCAACUUCAGUUGUAUGACCAAGAAUCAUUAGGGAUUUUCUCGUCGUUUGGCUUUUAUUUCAACUUAUAGUGUUCAAAAAGCUUGGGAGCGGAUUCCUGAGCGUUGUUUGUUCGGUUGGACUUGGUUUGAUGUGAAAGAGGGAAACGUCGUGCGGUGCAUUUGAUUGAUUUGUGUGCGAGGGACUUUGUAAAUGACGACGAAUAUGCCCGUCCAAUCUGUUCAUGUAGAGCCCAUUGUUGAUAAAGAUUCUGUGGAACAGGCAAGUGAAGAGCAAGAAUUUCUCCCUGUAUGUGAUGAUGAUGAUACAGUGCAUUCUGAUGAAGUACCAAGAUUAUCAGACUCUGCCGGUGGAAGUGAUAAAAUGCAUGUUAUAAAUUUUCAUGGUUCCGAUAGCUGUGUGACAGAUAUCAAACGAAGCGUAUCUUGCAUAUCGACAGUAUCAUCAGCAGGUGAAUUUUGCAGGAUUUGUCACUGUGAGCGGACUGAAAGUAACGACCAAACCUUAAUUAGGCCGUGUCUGUGCUCAGGAACUUUGAUGUUUGUUCAUCAAAGUUGCCUUCAAAAGUGGAUCAAAAGUUCUGAUAUAAAGAAAUGUGAGUUGUGCCAGUACAAGUUCGUAAUGGAGGCCAAAGUAAAACCCUUUAGAAAGUGGCAAUCUCUGAAGAUGACCCACAGCGAAAGAAGAAAAAUUUUGUGUUCCGUUUCAUUUCAUGUCAUUGCUAUCACAUGUGUCGUUUGGUCACUUUGGGUUUUAAUCGAACGCACAGCGCAAGAGAUACGCGAAGGAAAUUUGAAUUGGCCGUUUUGGACUAAGCUUGUUGUUGUGGCUAUUGGUUUUACUGGUGGACUUGUUUUUAUGUACGUUCAAUGUAAGGUGUACGUACAAUUGUGGAGACGUUUGAGGGCGUUUAACCGUAUAAUAUUGGUAAAAAAUGUUACUGAAGAACAGGAUGUUACUGAAUAUAUAUAGCAGUAGGCUUGGUGCAUGUAUAUGACAGUUCGUUGUGGUGCAGCGGUAAAGAAAUGAGGGAUAAACGAUGAAGCUCUGAGUAUCAACAUAUACUUGUUAAUCCACAAGUAGCCAUCACAAUAGGGCUGAGAGCCUAUAUAGUUUACAGUAUAGGGAUUACGUAUAGUAAGUCGAUAGUCACUUCAAUCAUUGAUCAACUUUGUUGUUUAUGUCUUAUAAUAUGUCUUCUACAGUCGCGGUUGCCCAACGGUUAAAUGUUGCUAAAAUUUGGUUAAUUCAAAGCUCUAGCUGAGAGAGACCUGCUUAAUAUUUGUUAACUAAAGUUCAGGAAGUUUCAAUUCGUUGUAUUCACUUCCUUACGUUUCAACAUCCUCGUUCUCAGUGUUUACUCGUGUGAAGAGUAAAGAAAGAUAACUAUAUAAAACAGAUGAACAAUUGACCGACCAACUGUGCAUAAUUAUGUAGAAUACCACUCUAAGUGUUACACUAUAUAUAUGUAUAUGUAUUUUUAAGGCUAAGCAUGUGCGCCAUUAUUUAAAAACAGUCUUUACUGUCUUUAGACAAGUGCGUAUAUACAUUAAAAUGCAUAUAGCUACAUGCAUAUAUAUAAAUAUACAUUUACAACUUUUAGCUCGCUUUUACGAGUUACAAGAGCCCAUAUAGUUUUAUAAAAGUAUAUUAUCCGGACUCGUGGAUUAUUAAUAAUUCUAUAUAUUGUUUUAGAAUAACACAACUAUAUUGUGGACAAUCUGUUGAUUUUGAUUGUUUGCUCUAAUGGUAGAUUUUCAUUCAAAUUUCUGUCAGCACCACGAUGUUAUAACUCUCUGUAAGCCGGUUGCACGGUACCAUUUUAUGUGGCCUAUUUUAUUUUAAUUAGCAUAGAAAGAAAAAACAAAAUUCAUUGAACAUGCAAUGCACGAGCGCCUACCUUCCUCGUGAGUUUUGUCAAAACCAUGCAUCACCAGCUGAAACCAAUCGCUAUUCCUCAGUCUGAGAACGUGGUGUGGACUAUCAAUCUGCGCGAAAUUUACUGUGCAUGCAUGUUAAAUGAGAAAUUGGUAUACAGAGGAGUAAUCAUUUGUUUAGAUUGUACCAUUUUUGUUAAAAUAUUGCAUUUGUCUUUUGGCAUUUAUUGCUUGGUACUUUAGCAAGAGCUAGGGAAUCAAUUAAAUUAUUCAAACUCAGUAUCAUAAUCUGGACUAAGCCUUAGGCCUGACGAAAGUUACACUAUAAAUAUGGGAACAAAUUGCUGUUUUAAAAUACAGGAAACAUUCUUACUCGUGAAACAUCAACGAAAUCCAAUUUGUUCGCGAUUACGAUUGAUGAUUUUUGUCUUGUGCAGCUAGGAGCACUGGAGCUAGCGCACUACGCGAUAUAUAUAUAUAUUUUUAAUUAGUGAUCAACGAGAAAGUUUUUUUAAUGAAAAGAGUUUGUAAAUCUUAAGCCUGCUUACCCAGUUCUCAUAUGUCACCGACAGUCGGCGAUGUAUUGUUAGAAAGUAUAUAUCAGGGAGCUCUAUAUAUUAUUAUUAGGGAGUUUCAGCUUCGCGUUGUCUGCAAACAGCAAGGCCGAAAUUUCUUGCCAGAUUUUUUGUUCAACUUCUUCGUUAAAUAUUUUCUUUCUUAUAUGUGAAAACAUUGAUUAUACAUAAAGUCAAAUAUUGUGCAUAUCCUGGCUUUAUAUCUUUAUUACCUUUGAGCCUAAAAUUUGUCUUCGUCUGGCGUUUGCUGUUUCGCCCAUAAUUUAAGCUCUCUAUUUAAGAAAAAAUAAAGAGAUGAAAAAGCACUUCAUUCAUUAUUGACCGCUGACAAUUGCCAUCGCCGACUGUCGGUGAAAGGAGGCCAUGCAGGCUUAAUGAGUUAAAAUUUGAUAUUUGGAUAAUUUCACUGUGUGAAAAUGUUGCUUAUCAAUUUUUCUUAUAAGGAUCCUUUUUCAGUUCAGUUUCUAUCCGUAUCAUACAUACAUAUCUAUAUAUGGUUCUAGUCGGUGGGCUGAGAGACAAUAAGUCAAUAUCAAAACUGAUAUUCUUCGAUAAAAUCGGUCGGCAGAAAAACCGUAUUUGUCUUUGAUCAAGACACCGCACACGAAACAAUUAAAGUAAAUUUUAGUUGUGGGCUUUAGGUCGGCCAAUCAAAACGUGUGCUCCUCAGUCGGGAUGUUCUAACCACUCUAACGAACAAAAAAUGCAGUCUUUAAAAAUGAAUGCACCAAUAUCUUGACUUUAUCAUUUAAUGUUGAAUUAUAUAUUGAAUUAAGCAUUACUUAUAUGGAAGCAAAUUGUAAAUAGACUACUACUGUAGCCAUAUUAUAUAUAUAGUCUUCUUCCAAAUGAAUUAUAGAAUUUAAAAUUACAUAUUCGUAGUAUUAUACGGAGAUCACGCAUGAAAUUGUCUAACCCUCAAGUUACAGUUUCCGCCUCCAUAACGCGGAGGUUAUACAAAGACUGCCUAAACGUUGACAAGUCUGCAAACAUUUCGAGAUCUUUAUAGCAGCUGCUGCAUGAUUUCGGUAAAAGAGAGAAAAAGUAUAUUUUUUCUCCAUUGUUCUGUUUUGUUCUUUUAAUUUGUCACCCGUGACUAUAGCUGAAUAAAGUCUAGAUUGGGACAACUUUUCAACCAUGGAAUGUAAAUAUUUAAAAACCAUUGAACAGAAACACGAAGCAACAAAUCUUGAGAAAAGGCUUACGCAAAAAACAAUGGAGAUGACUUUCUGUGUAGAAUUCUGCCUUUCUGGGAUCUGAAUGUGUAUUUUAACAACUAAUAGACCGUAAAUGGGAAUGUCAGUGAUUUCUCCAUCUUGAACAUUUUACUCAACUAAGCUUCGUGCAAUUUUUAGAGACGUGUCCUUCCAAACAAAACUUUAAAUUAAUCGUCAACAAUAACAGCCUAGAAAAAUUCAAAUUAUAGCUCUUUG
Dendronephthya gigantea is the source of this 4000-nucleotide messenger RNA. Its product is annotated as E3 ubiquitin-protein ligase MARCH1-like. The transcript has 3 exons. Gene Ontology annotation, cellular component: cytoplasm; lysosome; late endosome membrane. NCBI's taxonomy places the organism in Eukaryota, Metazoa, Cnidaria, Anthozoa, Malacalcyonacea, Nephtheidae. Gene Ontology annotation, biological process: antigen processing and presentation of peptide antigen via MHC class II; immune response; protein polyubiquitination. The record is from RefSeq and is a predicted model, not a curated record. Gene Ontology annotation, molecular function: zinc ion binding; MHC protein binding; ubiquitin protein ligase activity. Bases 308 to 1087 code for a protein of 259 amino acids.